UCUAGCACCCAACUCAUUUGUAACCUUUAUUUGUUGUGUCACUUGCAUGAGCAUUCUUCUCCAGCUAUAUAUAAUAGCUUUCAAGUUUACAAGAGUUGAAGCCAAAGUUUAUGGGAAGUGAAACUCAAGAAAACAUAUCGAUGGAGCGCUCGAAGCAAGAAGAAGAAGGAAUGGCAGAACCUGUGAGUCCAACAGGGCAAUACUUCAAUAGCUCAGUGCUUUCAAUUUGUGUUCUUGGUGUUUUAGAAUCAGAAGUUCCGAUUGAUGACUCGCCUACCAUGUCUUUGCUUCAAGAUGUUUUCCUCCCUAUCAGCCCUCGAUUCUCCUCCAUCAUGAUCAGUGAUAGAAGAGGUGAAAAACAAUGGAAGAGAGUUGAUGUUAACCUAAAAAACCAUGUAAAUGUCCCCACUUUCCCUGCUGGAUUAUCACCAAAGUCUUAUGACAAUUACUUCAAUGGCUAUUUAUCAAAAAUAGCUUUGGAACCUCUUCCUCAAACUCAACCCUUAUGGGAAAUGCAUAUCAUAAAAUACCCUACAAGCAAUGCAGCUGGCAAUCUCAUUUUCAAGCUUCACCAUGCUCUUGGAGAUGGAUUUUCUCUUAUGGGAGCUCUUCUUUCUUGUCUCCAAAGGGUAGAAAACCCUUCUCUUCCCUUGACAUUUCCUCCUCUUCAACUACGCUCCAAACCUGAAAUAUUCAAGAGUAAGAAGAGUACGGUGUCUGAAACUUUUAGCUCAAUCUUUAAUACCAUGUCUGAUUUCGGAUGGAGCCUUCUUAAGAGCAGUGUGGUUGAAGAUGUUCAGUCCCCUGUAAGAUCUGGGGAUGAUGGGGUUGAGUUUAAGCCAAUUACCAUUUCAACAAUGACAUUCUCUCUUGAUCAAAUCAAACAAAUCAAGACCAGGCUUGGAGUGACGAUAAAUGAUGUGAUUACUGGGAUAAUCUUCUAUGGGAUUCGAUUGUACAUGCUAGCAGUUAGCAAUAACUCAACCAAUGCACAUUCUACAGCAUUGGUGUUGCUCAAUACGAGGAUCAUUGGUAGCUACAAAUCGGUAAAGGAAAUGGUGAAGCCUAAUGCAGAGUCACCAUGGGGAAACGAAUUUGGAUUCCUGCAUGUUUCAAUGCCUGAAUUAACUAAGGCUGCAGUAACUAAUCCACUUCUGUUUGUUGAGAAAGCACAGCAAAUAAUCAAGAGAAAAAGAGGCUCUCUUGCUGUUAACCUCACUGGCAAGCUCCUGGAGGCUGUAAGGAAACUUAGAGGCCCUGAGGCAACAGCCAAAUACAUCCAUAGCACACUCAAGAACUCAAGCAUGACAAUCUCAAAUGUUAUUGGCCCAGUUGAGAGGAUGGCUUUGGCUAAUCAUCCAGUUAAAGGUUUAUACUUUAUGGUAGUUGGUGUACCUCAGAGUCUUACCAUAACCAUGGUGAGCUACACAGGAAAGUUCAGAAUUGCUGUGGGAACAGAAAAGGAUUUCAUAGAUCCUCAGAAGUUCAAAUCAUGCAUAGAGAAUGCCUUUGAGAUGAUAUUCAAGUCCUCUUGUGAAGCACUUUCAAGGGCAAAUUAGUUUAAGAGAGAUCACAAAUAUAUAUAUAUAU
Molecule: messenger RNA, 1590 nt
Organism: Hevea brasiliensis (rubber tree)
Lineage: Eukaryota; Viridiplantae; Streptophyta; Magnoliopsida; Malpighiales; Euphorbiaceae
Product: wax ester synthase/diacylglycerol acyltransferase 11
Exons: 5
Coding region: 111-1559 (482 amino acids)
Biological process (GO): triglyceride biosynthetic process
Cellular component (GO): plasma membrane
Molecular function (GO): diacylglycerol O-acyltransferase activity; long-chain-alcohol O-fatty-acyltransferase activity
Source: RefSeq, a predicted model, not a curated record